GCCCCACCUCAGCCCUGACCCCGGACCCGCCAUUGGCCGGCCUCUCGGGUGCCCUCCGCCCCGGCCUCCCCGCGCCCCGGCCCUGCCUUUGGCCACACUCCCGGUUCCAACGGCCCCCGCCUCGGUUUCCCUUCCGCCCCGGGCCCUCCUCGGCCCUUCUUCCCCUUCUGCCUCCUCCGGCGGCCGGGCCACCUCUCAGCCUCGCUCGGCCCAGCCUCCCCUCUCGUCCCGUCGCUGCCCAAGCCACCUGGCUCCGGUCCCUUCCGGGAGCGGCCGCACCCACGACGGCGCUCCUUCCCUGCAGGCCCUGGAGGUCCCCUCCCCAUGCAAACACAUGCUCCCCGUCCGAGAGCAGAGGCCGCCUCCCGGACCUGCUUCCUGCCCCCACCCACUCACCCCUCCCCGGGCCCUUGGCUUCCCCUAAUCCACACCCCCACAGGUUCCAGCCCCUUCUCAGCCUCCCUUCCGGCCCUGUCCAGCCGCCCACCUGCUUCCCACCGGGCUCUAGACCAGUCUUGACACUUCCCCAUCCACGCUGCCUCCGAGCCGUCAGAAGGGCCCCGCUCGUUCCGUUUUCCCCCGCCGCCGUCGUUCUCCCCACCGGGAGGAAGUCACUUGCCUCAGUGGCAAGAACCAGCGUGCUUUCCAGGAGCUUGGACUAAAGCCCUGGAGGUGUGCACUGUGGUCGAGUCCCUGGCUGGUUCCCGGGAGGAUUGGGCCAGAUGGGGGAGGUCUUUCCUCCCCGGUGCAGUUCAGGGCACGCAGGCGGCAUUGCAGGGCGGUGAGGUGGCUCUCGGAUCUGUCCAGGGUCUGUAUCCCACGCCUGCGGCUGGAAUGGAGGCUUUCUGGACCCUUUAGAAGGCUCCCCCACUCUCCUGAGGUCAGCCGAGUAGUUAAUGCGGAAGGUUAAGAAGCUCCGCCUGGAUCACGACCACACAGAAGGUUGGAGAAGCUUGUCGCUGAAUUCUGAGGGGACGGAGAGGAUGGCCACUGGGGCGCCAGCGUCUGAGCGGGGUGACGCGGUCGGGACGGAGGACCCGGCCUCCCGCUUCCAGGUGCAGAAACACUCGUGGGACGGGCUCCGGAACAUCAUCCACGGCAGCCGCAAGAACUCGGGCCUCAUCGUCAACAAGGCUCCCCACGACUUCCAGUUCGUGCAGAAGACAGACGAGUCGGGCCCCCACUCCCACCGCCUGUACUACUUGGGGAUGCCUUAUGGCAGCCGCGAGAACUCCCUCCUCUACUCAGAGAUCCCCAGGAAGGUCCGGAAGGAGGCUCUGUUGCUCCUGUCCUGGAAGCAGAUGCUGGAUCACUUCCAGGCCACUCCCCACCACGGAGUCUACUCUCGGGAGGAAGAGCUCCUUCGGGAACGGAAGCGCCUGGGGGUCUUUGGCAUCACCUCCUACGACUUCCACAGCGAGAGCGGCCUCUUCCUCUUCCAGGCCAGCAACAGCCUCUUCCACUGUCGGGACGGGGGCAAGAACGGCUUCAUGGUGUCCCCCAUGAAGCCCCUGGAAAUCAAGACCCAGUGCACCGGGCCCCGCAUGGACCCCAAGAUCUGCCCUGCCGACCCCGCCUUCUUCUCCUUCAUCAACAACAAUGACCUGUGGGUGGCCAACAUUGAGACGGGCGAGGAGCGGCGGCUGACCUUCUGCCAUAGAGGCUCACCCAGUGUCCUCGAUGACCCCAGGUCUGCGGGCGUGGCCACCUUCGUCAUCCAGGAAGAAUUCGACCGCUUCACCGGCUACUGGUGGUGCCCUGCCGCCUCCGGGGAGGGUCCGGAAGGCUGUAAGACGCUGCGGAUCCUGUAUGAGGAAGUUGACGAGUCUGAGGUGGAAAUUAUUCAUGUGCCCUCUCCCGCGCUAGAAGAAAGGAAGACGGACUCCUACCGAUACCCCAGGACAGGCAGCAAGAAUCCCAAGAUCGCCCUGAAGCUGGCCGAGUUUCAGACCGAUAGUCAGGGCAAGAUCGUGGCGACCCAAGAGAAGGAGCUGGCACAACCCUUCAGCACGCUCUUCCCCAGGGUGGAGUACAUCGCCAGGGCCGGGUGGACCCGGGACGGCAAAUACGCCUGGGCUAUGUUCCUGGACCGGCCCCAGCAGCGGCUCCAGCUUGUCCUCCUCCCCCCGGCCCUGUUCAUCCCCGCCACCGAGGAUGAGCAGGAACGGGUGGCCUUGGCCAGAGCGGUGCCCAGGAACGUCCAGCCGCACGUGGUGUACGAGGAGGUCACCGACGUGUGGAUCAACGUUCAUGACAUCUUCUACCCGUUCCCCCAGUCCGAGGGAGAGGGCGAGCUCUGCUUCCUCCGUGCCAACGAGUGCAAGACCGGCUUCUGCCACUUGUACAAGGUCACCGCCAUCUUAAAGCCCGGAGGCUACGACUGGAGUGAGCCCUUCAGCCCCAGGGAAGAUGAAUUUAAGUGCCCCAUCAAGGAGGAGAUCGCGCUGACUAGCGGCGAGUGGGAGGUUUUGGCAAGGCACGGCUCCAAGAUCUGGGUCAACGAGGAGACGAAGCUGGUGUACUUCCAAGGUACGAAGGACACGCCCCUGGAGCAUCACCUGUACGUGGUCAGCUAUGAGUCGGCGGGCGAGAUCGUGCGCCUCACCACACCCGGCUUCUCCCACAGCUGCUCCAUGAGCCAGAACUUCGACAUGUUCAUCAGCCACUACAGCAGCGUGGGCACGCCGCCCUGCGUGCACGUCUAUAAGCUGAGCGGCCCCGACGACGACCCUCUGCACAAGCAGCCCCGGUUCUGGGCCAGCAUGAUGGAGGCGGCCAGCUGCCCCCCGGAUUACGUGCCCCCCGAAAUCUUCCAUUUCCACACGCGGUCGGACGUGCGGCUCUACGGCAUGAUCUACAAGCCACACGCCGUGCAGCCAGGAAGGAAGCACCCCACUGUCCUCUUUGUGUAUGGAGGCCCCCAGGUGCAGCUGGUAAACAACUCCUUCAAAGGCAUCAAGUAUUUGCGGCUCAACACGCUGGCAUCCCUGGGCUAUGCCGUGGUCGUGAUCGAUGGCAGGGGCUCGUGUCAGCGGGGGCUUCGGUUCGAAGGAGCCCUGAAAAACCAAAUGGGCCAGGUGGAGAUCGAGGACCAGGUCGAGGGCUUGCAGUUCGUGGCCGAGAAGUACGGCUUCGUCGACCUGAGCCGGGUUGCCAUCCACGGGUGGUCGUACGGAGGCUUCCUCUCGCUCAUGGGGCUGAUCCAUAAGCCCCAAGUGUUCAAGGUGGCCAUCGCGGGCGCCCCGGUCACAGUCUGGAUGGCCUACGACACCGGCUACACUGAGCGCUACAUGGACGUCCCGGAGAACAACCAGCUCGGCUACGAGGCGGGUUCUGUGGCUCUGCACGUGGAGAAGCUGCCCAAUGAGCCCAACCGCCUGCUGAUCCUGCACGGCUUCCUGGAUGAGAACGUGCACUUUUUCCACACAAACUUCCUCGUCUCCCAGCUGAUCCGAGCCGGAAAACCUUACCAGCUCCAGAUCUACCCCAACGAGAGACACAGCAUCCGCUGCCCCGAGUCCGGCGAGCACUAUGAAGUCACGCUGCUGCACUUUCUACAGGAGUACCUCUGAGCCCCGCGCCCUGGGGCCUGCACAUUCAGAGCACAAGUGGCUUCGCCGCCGCCGCCGCCGCCGCCGCCUCCGCCGCCACCGCAGGGGGAGCGGGCGGGAGGGGCCGAGUGGCCCCCGAAGGCCCCUCCACUCGGCGCCUCCUCCCGCCGCCCCCGCUGGCCAGCCCCGCCCCGGGGCCUCCGCCUUCGCCGCCCCCGCGCCUUUUAUCAUUGUUUUAAUGCUCCUGGCUGUUUUGCCUGCUGCUUCUCGGUGGCCAGGACGGCGACCUGAGGCCCGCGUCCCAGAGGCGCGUCCUCAAGCCAUCCCCUCCUCUCCACGCUGUCCGGGAGCCCCGACUCCGCCGCGCACGGGGCGGGGGGUGUGGAGGGGGGCGAAGACCCUGGGGGGACCGGGCCUCCGUCGCGGGGCCUCCCCACCCGGCCCCCGGCCCCGGCCCGCAGCGCGCCGGCCGCCACCGAAGCAUGCGACUGCCUUGCCCUCCAGCCCCGCCCACUUCAUGUCGCGUUCUGUUGGGGGGGCGCUUCUGACGACUAUUUAAGAGACCGAGCAGAGCAGAGGGUGCCUAAACCGGGGAUGGGGUCCGCCGCCAGCCCCGGGCGGGCUCCCGUGCUCUCCCGGCCCGGAGCGGGGAGCCUCCUGCCCGGCUCUGAAGCGCGCGCAGACCGGGGGCUCCGGGCUUGGGACGGAGCCGUCCCCGCCUCAGGGUUCGCCUUCCCCCUCCCCUCCCCUCCCCGCCAAGACUCCUGCCUGCCGGGGGGGGCGGGCGAAAAGGAAAACAAAAGAAGCAAAAAAACAAAACAAAACAAAAACCACACACACAAACGAAAACCCCCACCGGAAACGAACCACCUCUACAUAUUAUGGAAAGAAAAUAUUUUUGUCGAUUCUUAUUCUUUUAUAAUUAUGCGUGUAAGAAGUAGACUCAUUAAACAAUUCCGGACGGAAGCGCUGCCACCUGCCUAAGGUUCCUUCCCAGCCCCGGGGCCGCUGAUGGCUGUGCCUCUGCCUGGGCGGGUCCCGGGAGGCGACCGAGCCGCGAGCCGCCCGGGCUGGAGGGUGCCCCGCCCCCAUCAGACUGGUCCCGUCGAGGACCGCCGCGGGGUCCUGAUGCAGCCACUGCAAGUCGCCUAGGGACCCAGCCCAGGAUGUCACGGCCGGCCUGGUCCAGCCCACAGACUUCCUCAGGGCCACAGCGUAAGCCAAGGUGCAAGUCCUUCUGGUGGUCACUCUGCCCUGGCCGCCUUCACUUCCUUUGGUGCCUGUGUUUGUCCAGAGGCUUGACUCCGUGGUUGGGGCAUCGGGAAAUGCCGACCGAGGAGGGCAGGCCGUUCCCCUCUCACGUCUGACCCAGCAGCCCUGACCCAGGGAGACCGGAGACUGCCUGAGCAGGUGGCACUCUGGUACAUGAGUUCCUAACAGCAGGGUGGCCUCUCCUUGCGCCUUCACCCUCUCCGUACUUCGGGAAGCCCCGCUUUUAUUUUUAAUGGCUUAAAAAAUAUAAUAAAACUUGAGUGCAAAAGCA
This is a messenger RNA of Leopardus geoffroyi (Geoffroy's cat), 5094 nucleotides long. RefSeq names its product dipeptidyl peptidase 9 (gene DPP9). The record is from RefSeq and is a predicted model, not a curated record. The transcript has 22 exons. Gene Ontology annotation, molecular function: dipeptidyl-peptidase activity; serine-type peptidase activity. Lineage: Eukaryota; Metazoa; Chordata; Mammalia; Carnivora; Felidae. Gene Ontology annotation, biological process: proteolysis. The coding region runs from base 897 to 3572 and encodes 891 amino acids.